Molecule: messenger RNA, 318 nt
Organism: Mycena citricolor
Lineage: Eukaryota; Fungi; Basidiomycota; Agaricomycetes; Agaricales; Mycenaceae
Source: the annotation of a GenBank genome assembly
AUGGCCCCCCCACCCCCCGCCAGGGGGUACCUACUGGGUACCCUCAGCAAGACGUCUGAGGGUACCCAAUUCAGAGCAGUUUACGGCCUUCAGUGUCGAAAUAUUCUAGGCUCUCGGGCCUGCAUCGGCCGCAAAUUUGCAACUGUAGAGGCAAUCUGUUUCUUGACGCGUUUCAUAAGAGACUGGAAGGUGGCACCACUGCUGGCUCCAGGCGAAACUAGAGAACAAUGGCGAAAACGUGUCCUGGAUGCCAAAGUGCUGCUUGCGCUCGGGAUCGAACGACUUCCGCUCACACUGGAGCGGAGAAAGUUGGCGUAA